AUGAGGUCAUUCUGGUCGGCAGGUGACAACAACCAUGCACUCCCUUGCUUAAGCCCAGACCUCACCUGAUUUGACCCCAUAAAAAGCAGGUUUAAAUACUGGGCAGGACAUGUCGAACACACAGAUGACCUCUAACCACCGUCCGGCACGUGUCUCUUUAUGUCUAAGCAAGAUGUCCAGCCCACAGCUACAGAAGACCUUUGAAGAUCAACUCACGGCAGAGAACCAGACUACACCCUCACAAAAUGAUUCGCGGGAGCGAAACAAAAUUAACUUGUUCACAGAGCAGGAGGAGGAGGAUUUGGUUGAGUGGUACAAGGAGCAAGUGUUCUUAUAUGACAAGGAGUCGAAGGACCACAAAAAUCGUGACAAGAAGGCUCGAGUUCUAGAAGAAAAGGGAAGAUCCAUGCUCCCUCCUGUAAAAGGUGGGCAGAUUUCCACCUGGAUAGACACACAUCGAACAAGGUUCUGUAAACUAACAACACCUAAGUCAGGGAGUGGGCGUCCCGUUCUGUCCGUGAGGGAGAAAUGGAUUUUCGAAAAAUUCAGCUUCCUCAAGGAGCACAUCAAAUGUGUCCCCCAGCGUCAGUCACAAAUGUUUGGUAUGCAGCCUGACCAGCAAGAGACGCGAGGAGAGCAGGGGGAGGAGGCUGAAGAGGAAGUGAUCCUUGAGGAGUUGGAGGAUGCUGUUGUGGUCGCCACACCCUCCAUCACCGUCGCACCUACGGUCUCCACCCCUUCCACCAGCACUACCCCUGCAGGAAAGAGGAAGCGCACCCCGACGGAUGACGGUGCAUUAAUCGAAAAGUUAUAGUCCUAAAUUAUAAUUAAAAAUACUUUAUACUUUAUUAAAUUACUAGUACCCUGAAAAUACUUGUGAAGGAUAUAAAUACUCCAAGUAUGCCUCAGCGUGGGUAGUGUUCUGGGGAUCGCGUGAGGUCAGGUGAGGUUGUACCAAUAAAAUCCCCAUGAACCCCCUAUAAAAAAAAAAACUAUAAAAAAAAGUUGCUAAUCUGCCUCCCUUUUUACACUAGGUUUUGGGUCAUUUCUCCGACUCCCGAGAUGUGAGGCAGCGACUACAGCAACUUGAGCAUCGAACGCCUCAACAACACAAAGUUCACGCUUUCUACGAAUACAUGGAAUGCCUGACCAUGGACAUGGAUCCUGUUCUCUGGCGGCGGUAUACGGCAAAGGUUAUGGAACUGGGGAAUCAUUUCAUGGCUGAAGAUGAUAAAAAGAAGAGAAAACACGUAUCCCCAAUCGAGGUCCCGCCCAGGGGACAUUGGCCAGGCCUGCCAGGUGAUGGGGGACAUUUGUAUUAUCCUCCUCAUUUCCCCACCUACCACCAGCUCCAGCCUCAACACCCUGGUGUGGAUGUGCAGCCACGCCCUCGCACUCCCCACACACCUUCAACCUCGACGUAUUCAUCCCUGGAGGGAGAGGCCCUGCUAGCCCCUCGCUCCACCAGCGAGUGAGAUCAAGCAGACAUGCCCUGCCCAGUAUUUAAUCUUGGUUGUUGUGAAAUCAAAUCAGGUGAGGUCUGGUAA
Molecule: messenger RNA, 1547 nt
Organism: Eriocheir sinensis (Chinese mitten crab)
Lineage: Eukaryota; Metazoa; Arthropoda; Malacostraca; Decapoda; Varunidae
Exons: 3
Coding region: 110-814 (234 amino acids)
Source: RefSeq, a predicted model, not a curated record